UAGAUUGCAAAACGUUUAUCACUCUCGUCAUUACUCAUUUGCAGAAGCACGAAGUGUGCGUUAGUCGCGCAGCAGACUACGCCGCGGACCGACGUCGGACCGGUUCGAGCUGUUAAUCAUCUGUUUACGUCACGCAGUCGGUUUUCCCAAGUUCGUUUGCUAAAGUUAGUAGUGUUCGCGAUGUGGAACGAAGGGGACGCUCGGCACGAGCUGCGGGACCACGAGGUGUCGAUGGGCCGCACGAGUGGCAGCUCCGAGGUCGUGGUGAUGGACGAACGCGUGCUGGAGGCGGCUGCGCGCGCCCAGCCCGCGCUCACCAACAUCAACGUCACCAAGUCCUCGCGCCUGCACAUCGGGCCCAAGUUCGUCUCCGUCACGCAGAACGUCGACAACACCGAGGUGGUCAAAGGCCGCAUUCUGGGCCUAGAGCUCGUGUCGCCGCAGAACAGCAAGCGGCUCCGAUGUAGCAUCGCGGUGUUCGUCUGCUGGGCGUUUGUUGUCGUUUCGGCUCUUACGUUCUUCAUCUUCUACUUUGCCUUGGCAAAACAAGUCAAACGGCUUGAUCUAGAUAUAAAGGAGAAGUGGUACCUGCGGCGCGGUGACUGGCAGGCCAUGCCCGACUACGGGAUAGAACUGCUCGAGCUACCGGUGCCCAACGUGCUCAUCGGCCACUCGGCUAUGGACCAGUGCACUGAUAGAUACUCGUGUAUCAAAGACGUGUUGGAAAUACAAAGAGACCAUCAGAGGCGAGGAUGGAACGAUAUCGGCCCGAACUUCCUCGUCGGCGUUAACGGACUAGUUUUCGAAGGCAGAGGCGGGAAUGUGCAGGGGGCUAUGGUUAAGUCUUGGAACCGCAACGGCAUUAGCGUUAUGUUCCUCGGCAACUACCAGGUUUCUGAGACCUCACAAGUGCAAUUCGAUCACAUCAAAGUUCUCUUAAACGAACUUGUUAGAAAAGAGGUGUUGAGGCCAAACUAUGUGGUCUACGGCCAUUGUCAGGUAACGGGCAGUAUCAUUAGUCCGGGGAAAUAUGUAAUGGAUGAAUUACACAACCUUGAGCACUGGAACCCUGCUAACAAAACUACUUGUAUUCGAUAAUGACUGAAUAUAUUGUUAUUAUUUAAACUUUUUAAACGGAUGAAUCUUUUCCAAACGAUGAUAGGGAGAAGGUUAACAUUUCAUUUUCAUGUAAUGUCGGUUUGUAACCAUUAAUGCGUCUAUUCUCUUCUAGAAUUAUAUGCAUUUAUUAAAACACAUACGGGCCGAUUUUCGAGCCCAAUAAACUUCAAUGGGAGAAUAUGGAGAGUGGACGGAGUAUAACGGUUGGGCGUUAUCUCUUGACAGUCAUUAUGAUAACGGCCGGACUUAAACUGACUGUAAAAAAUAAUGAAGAACAAUAAAAUACUGUUGAUUGAAAAGACUUUCAAUCGCCAAUUUAAACUUGAAAACUAGUUAUUAUUAUCGUGUUCAAUCUAGGUUUCAAAAAGAGAAGAUAUUUUAUUACAAGCUUUUCUUAAACCUACAUUUGACAACUUUGUAUAUAUGUUUUUUUACAAAGAUGGUAGAUCAUUAAAUAUAAGUAAAAACAGUUUAAGUUUUUGUUUUGUAUAUUUAACACAUUCCACUAAAAGCAUGUGAUUUUAAAGAAAUGUUUAGAUACUAUUCAUUUAUUGUUUGUUUCGAGAGUACCUGAAGGUACCAGGGUGCGAAAGUUGAUAUCUAACUUCCGCCUUUUUAAAGACAUUAUUGAAAAUAUUAGUUCAUUGUAGUGCUUUGUACAGCCAGAGCUGAGAGCCAGGGCCAUAAUUCUGCUUUUUACAAUGGUCGUUGAGUGAAUGGAAACUGGAUUAAAUUGUCACUAUUCCUAUUAUUCUAAGCAUUUCUCCGUCAAUAUAUGGAAAUUCAGUACGCGGUUAUAUUUAUUGUAUUUAGCGUAAGUGUUCAACUUAAAUACAAUCAAAUUCCAAUUAAUGUGUUGACAAAAUUAUUAGGAGAAUAUGAAUAGUUUCAGAUUUAAUCCAGUUGCCAUUCAAUCAUCGGCCAUUGUAAAUCGGGGCCUGUAUUUUUCAGUGGCAAGGUGAUCGUGGAAAUGGUGUUUAGUAUGUUUCAACCAUACCAAAUACCAAGCCCAUUUCUUUACCUAAUAGUACAACAGCAAAACGUUGAACUAUAUUGUAUUCAAUUGGGUUUUUUUUUUUGUUGCUGGCGAUACAAAGCACAAGUCUUGUAGAUUAAGUAGGUACAUUUUCUAAAUUCAAUUACUCUAUUUGCGAGUUUAGACAGGGCAGUGUUGGUAUUAUUUUCAACAAGUCCUUUUUGUUGUUUACAUAUAUAUGGUAAUCAGAACACGCCUUUGUGUACUUCGAAUGAUAACAAAAUACAUCAGCAGUCAGCUUGUGUUGUGACUGACUGAUAAGUAAUAAAAUGUUUUAUAGUAUAGCAGUAAGUACUAUAUUUAUUAUAGCUUUAUUGAUCUCUUACAUUAAGAUACUAAAAAUAAUCACUAAAAUAUAAAUUCUUUUUUUAAUCACUUCACGAUGAUGAUGACCACGAUGUUAAAUCUAUUUUGUUAACAUUGUACGUGUAGUCGAAGUUUUUUAUAAUUUAAAGUUUACUAACAGUGUUUGUGUUUGGUAAAUUCUUCUGGACAGUUAAAUAACAAUAAAAAAAAACACUAAUCAAAUAAAAGAGAGCCCGUUUUUUGGCAUUGUGAACAUCGGAUCUGGGAUCAAAAACAAAAUAAAAUAGAAGCUAUGCCGCGGGUCUCAGCUUGUAUUGCUCUCCUAAGUAACUGAAUUGUUUGUUACUGUUUUGUAAAAUUCAAUUUACAAUGUGCUUAGGAGAAUACGGAAAGUGUUAAAGUUAAUCCUAUUUCCAUUCAUACAUCGGCAAUAGUAGGUAUAUAGCAGAAUUGGGGCCUUAUCUGUUUGAGGACUUAGCUAUCAGAUACCUAGUGGGCCCCAAUUCUGCGGGGCGGACCAGUCACAGUCAAUGCAAUGAAUUUCCAAUUAUUCGAACUAGGGUUAACUUAUGUUCGAAACUCUAACUUAAGAUUUCGAGUGUUCAUUGUAAUCGAUAGGUAUUAUUAUGUCAAUAUAUUUGAAUGGUUUUUUUUUAA
Molecule: messenger RNA, 3118 nt
Organism: Trichoplusia ni (cabbage looper)
Lineage: Eukaryota; Metazoa; Arthropoda; Insecta; Lepidoptera; Noctuidae
Product: peptidoglycan recognition protein 1-like
Exons: 3
Coding region: 181-1098 (305 amino acids)
Biological process (GO): peptidoglycan catabolic process
Molecular function (GO): N-acetylmuramoyl-L-alanine amidase activity; zinc ion binding
Source: RefSeq, a predicted model, not a curated record